This is a messenger RNA of Alternaria conjuncta, 1374 nucleotides long. RefSeq lists its product as uncharacterized. Bases 1 to 1374 code for a protein of 457 amino acids. Gene Ontology annotation, molecular function: triacylglycerol lipase activity. The transcript is spliced from 3 exons. Lineage: Eukaryota; Fungi; Ascomycota; Dothideomycetes; Pleosporales; Pleosporaceae. The record is from RefSeq and is a predicted model, not a curated record. Gene Ontology annotation, biological process: triglyceride catabolic process.
AUGUUUACGUAUCAGAAUUAUCUCACCCUUGGGUCAGUACUACUGGCACAGACGGUGUUGGGUUACCCCCAGGGCGCGGUCCUCAACCCCACAUUGAUCACCAGAGACAAUGAGUUCAUCUUUUCCGCCAUCGGCGACUCAUGGGGAAGCGGAGUUCAAUGGAGCGACGACACCGCAUAUGACGGAAACGAAGAUGGAUGCAUGCGCUACAAGUACGCCUGGUCAACCAUAGUCAACGACAGAUACAAAGACUGGACGCCAAGCCCAGACCAAGGUUCCCUGUUCGAGUUCAGAGCCUGUUCCGGCGCCCAUCUGGGACAAAACAUUCACGACCAGAUGGACAAGUUGACACGACCCAAGAUGACACUACUCGAAGCCGGCGGGAACAACGCUCAAUUCUACGAUAUGGCCGACUUCUGCCUCUUUCAUUCCGACAGGAACAAAGAUUAUGGAACGAAAUACGAAGACGAUGAUGCCGAGAAUCCGACAGGAAAGUGCAGGUUAGAGAUCAAGGAAGUAAGGAACAGAGUUGGAGGCGGUCUUAAGCAGGCCGUCUUAGAUACCAUCGAGACCUGGAGGUACCACCCUGCUGUCGGCGGCAACGACGCGACUCUGUUCAUGUUGGGAUAUGCACGUUUCUUUGCUCUUGACGACGCGUGCAAUGACUGGGAUUUUGGCGUCCAGUAUCAGAACUCCAGCCAGACACAAACUAUCAAAAAAGAGAUGCGACAGGAAUUCAAUGAUCUAGUCGACGCCGUGAACCUUGCGAUCCGCUCCUCCGUCGAACAAUACAACGACCCCAAAAUCCAAUACAUCGACAUCAACCCCGCUCUCGAAGGCCACCGCUUCUGCGAAAAAGACCACAGCUGGUGGUCGCAGUUCAACUACGGGUCCAAAGUGCACAUCUGGAACAACCCCGCCCGCUUCGCCGUUACCAUCCACGACGGCGACAGCGUCACCACAUACGAGUCCAGCGACGACCCCGGCGUCCCCGGCCCACCCGAGGAUAUCGUGGAGAAACUACGUGGCUACCCAGAAGGCGAAGCCGUGCAGCAGGAACAAUACACCGUACUCACCUUCCGCGACCCCGCGAACCCGAGUCUAUGGAUGGAAUGGAAGGUUGAGCCACAGCCUCUGGAUGGAGGCAGUGGGAGUAAGGAUGGUCGUAUCGCGAGGACGUUGCAUCCCACGCAGGACGGGCAUAAGGAGAUGGGUGAUCUGAUUGUCGAGGCGCUCAAGAAGAAUUAUAGGCCUGAUGGGUCGGGUCCUGAGCCGCCCUCGCAGCCGAAGCCGCCGCAGCCGGAAACUACUGUGCCCGGGUUUAGUUGUCCGGCGGGGUGCACUUGUAAUGCUGGGGUUCCGCUUUGUGCGUAG